Ambispora gerdemannii is the source of this 843-nucleotide messenger RNA. NCBI's taxonomy places the organism in Eukaryota, Fungi, Glomeromycota, Glomeromycetes, Archaeosporales, Ambisporaceae. The record is from the annotation of a GenBank genome assembly.
AUGUCUAUGUAUGAAAAUGAAUCAAAUAACCUCGUCGUGGUCAACGAUGAAAGAUCAAAUAAACCACAGCAAACUUCAAUUGAUUUAGACUCGAAAAAUAAUUUUUUAUUGACUACUACGACCAACAAUAUUACAAAUAUUGGCCAUAAUAAUGAUGAUAACAAGAAAUGCAAAAAAAUUACGAUAAACGAACUACCAAAUGAACUUUUGUCAAUGAUAAUUCAUAAUCUAAGUAGUAAUAGCACUUCAAAUGAUAAUUCAGCCCGUCAUUUAUGGUUGUUACGUCGAGUUAGCCAUCGUUUUAAAUAUAUUAUUCAUCAAGUUGUUUACGAAAAAGUAAAAUACCGGUUAGCCCAUUCUGCACCGACCACUUUGCAACUGUUUCUUUGCCAAAUCACCGGAUGUGCCAUAACAUAUUCAGAUCCGAUUCGCGUCCACGUAACCGGAUACAAUAAGGAAACGGGUGAAGUGAUGCUCGGGUGUCAACGGAGUCGGCAUUUUCUGCGCGUAAACAAAAAAACCAAACUUUUUUUGGCGGUGAGGAAGAAAACGCCUGUUAUAAUGACGAAAAAUAAGUACAAUGGUAAAAACGGUAUUAAUAACGGCGGCGACAAAUACGCGGAACCAACUAAUAGUGAAAUUCUUACAUUUCGAAAUGAGGAAUGUAAAGAACCGCUACGCGAUGGAAAACACGCGAUUCACAAAGCAAAUUCCUUCAAAGUUGAAUAUGAGCUCGUGAGAAAUUGUAAUGGUAACGCGAGAGAAUUUUUUGAAAAGAGUCUUUUGGUUUUAUCGGUUAUCGUGACACCAAUUUUAAUUUUGGAAACGGCGAUCUCCAAAUGA